Messenger RNA from Anisakis simplex (herring worm), 288 nucleotides. NCBI's taxonomy places the organism in Eukaryota, Metazoa, Nematoda, Chromadorea, Rhabditida, Anisakidae. The record is from the annotation of a GenBank genome assembly.
AUGUAUCGGAAUGAAGAUGUCUCGGUAGGUGCGUGGUUGGCUGGAUUGGAUGUGAAAUAUAUACAUGAUCCACGGUUUGAUACGGAAUUUCGUUCGAGAGGUUGCAGUAAUCAGUACAUUAUUACACACAAACAAACGCCUCGAGCUCUUGAGAAUCUGUACGCGUCAAUGGUGAAUACGGGUCAUUUGUGUGAGCGAGAAUUUCGUGUGCGUGCAUCGUAUGUUUACGAUUGGUCACAACCACCGAGUUUGUGUUGCGUGCGAGAUAAUAGCUCGACUAUUCCAUAG